AUUUUAUUUUACACUUGUAUACAUUUUUACAUUAAUUCAUUUCAAAUUUGAAUUUUACAUUUUUUCUGGUGGCGACACUUCGUAAUAAGUCACGUGAGAACUGUCAAUUGCUGCUACUAUAACCCCACUUUUUUAAGUCAACUUUUCCAAAUUAGUUAAGUGAUUUAAUCAAUAAAUUGUCUAUUCUCGACCAUUUCGACGCCACAUAACUCAUCAAGAUUUCACCCCCUAUCAAAAAAGUCAAACUAACCGAGAUGCCACAAAAAAUCAAGAUCGGCAUAAUCGGCGGUUCUGGCCUUGACAAUCCCGACAUUUUAAAAAAUGCUAGUACCAAAUCGGUCGAUACACCCUACGGCAAACCUUCCGACGUGAUAACUUUGGGCCAAAUCGAGGGGGUAGAUUGCGUACUUUUGGCUCGGCAUGGCCGCAACCACGGCAUAAUGCCAGGAAAUGUAAACUAUAGGGCUAACAUUUGGGCCCUAAAAAAUGAAGGCUGCACACAUGUCAUCGCUGCCACUGCCACCGGCUCGUUACAAGAACACAUCAAGCCGGGGGAUUUGGUGAUUUUGAACAAUUUCAUAGACAGGACACAGGGUCGAAAACAAACUUUUUAUGAUGGGGAGAAAAACCAUCCUUUGGGAAUUUGCCACUUACCGAUGGAGCCGGCAUUUUGUGAAAGAACAAGACAGUUGAUUAUACAAACAGCGGAACAAUUGAACUUUUCCGUCCAUAAAACCGGGACUGUGGUCACUAUCGAGGGGCCCAGGUUUUCCAGUAAGGCUGAAAGUAAAAUGUUCAGACAAUGGGGCGGGGAUAUUAUCAAUAUGACCUCAGUCCCAGAGAUUGUUCUAGCUAAAGAGGCAGGCUUGUGUUAUGCUUUAGUUGCCUUAGUUACUGAUUACGAUUGUUGGAAAGACAACAAAGAUGAACACGUGACUGUUGUUGAUGUUCUUGCUACUUUUAAGAAAAAUGUGACUAAAGUUACUAAAGUAAUCAUGGGUGUGGUUCCUGCCAUUGCCAAAGAAGACUGGAGUAAAACUAUUGACGAGCUUCAGGAGUUGGUUCAAAAUAGUAUUAUGAAAUAGAAACCUGCUUUUUUAAAUCUUUCAAAACACAUAUAGCUGAAUUGUUGAUGUAGUUGGUUUAGUUUGAAAAAAAGUCCAAAGUUGAAUCUGUCAUAAUAUAUAAGCAAUCUAUAUUUUUUUAUUAUUGUUACACUUUAGAAUCAAUUACUUUACUAUUGUCACUAUACAGGGAGUUUCAAAACUCGGGCUUCUGAGAAAAUUGCCAAGUGCUGAUGACAAUAAGACCAAAAAAUACAAACGACGAAUUUACUUUUGCUUGCAUAAGAAAGUUGCGAUAUUAAAAUUCACUAAUCCCAGAGGGGCAGCUCGAAGUGUUACUACCAAAUAUGUAUUAUCGGUUACUACGAUUCAAAAAUAAUAACAAUCUGUCUAUAUUUCAAACUUAGCAAUCGGCGUUAUUUUGUAAUAAUAAAAACAGCUCUUCUGGGAUUAAUGGAUUUAAAAGUCUCGCAACUUUGUUAUGUAAGCAAAAUUAAAGUCUGCGUUUGAAUUUUUUGGUAACUUAUUGUCGCCGGCACUUGAGAUUUUACUCUGGGGCGCGAGUUUUAAAAAAAAUUACAUAAUAUUGAAAUAAAAAAGUUGAGUAUUUUCUUCCAUCGGUCCAGUGGUUAUUGCGUAUAUUUUUGUUUAUAAAAAAACAACCAGUGUGAUGAAGGAUAUAUUUCUAGGAAAUUUUUACACAGUUUUUGUACAAUGUCAAAAAAUUUUACACGUCCAUUACCUAACCCUUUGGUGAAACACAGUAAUUUAAUUUUUUAUCAAAUUACUCUAUUUCAUGACAUUAUUUACUAUCGCCUAUUCAUAAAUUAUGUGCAAAUCUUAAACCUGUAACGGUGGAAUAUAUCGUAACAAAUAAAUAAAAAUAUAUUAAAAUGCUU
This is a messenger RNA of Tribolium madens (black flour beetle), 1963 nucleotides long. Its product is annotated as S-methyl-5'-thioadenosine phosphorylase. The coding region runs from base 255 to 1085 and encodes 276 amino acids. The transcript has 5 exons. Lineage: Eukaryota; Metazoa; Arthropoda; Insecta; Coleoptera; Tenebrionidae. Gene Ontology annotation, cellular component: cytosol. Gene Ontology annotation, biological process: nucleoside metabolic process. The record is from RefSeq and is a predicted model, not a curated record. Gene Ontology annotation, molecular function: S-methyl-5-thioadenosine phosphorylase activity.